CCGAAGCGCUUGGAUUUUGCUUCCGGGUCGUAGGCGCUAGCUCUGGGCGCAGAGGUUUCUGGGAGCCAAGAGUGGUAAUGGCGUCCGUAUGAUCUUCGGAGCCUGCUGCAUCGGACCUCGGCCAGUCAUAAAAGAUGACAACAGCAGCCAGGCCAACCUUUGAACCUGCAAGAGGUGGAAGGGGAAAAGGAGAAGGUGAUUUGAGCCAACUUUCAAAGCAGUAUUCAAGCAGAGACCUACCCUCUCAUACAAAGAUAAAAUACAGACAGACUACUCAGGAUGCCCCUGAAGAGGUUCGUAACCGUGACUUCAGGAGAGAGUUGGAAGAAAGAGAGAGAGCUGCUGCAAGAGAGAAAAAUAGGGAUCGUCCAACCCGAGAACAUACAACCUCCUCUUCAGUGUCAAAAAAGCCACGGUUAGACCAGAUUCCUGCCGCCAACCUUGAUGCCGAUGACCCUCUAACAGAUGAGGAAGAUGAAGAUUUUGAAGAAGAAAGUGAUGAUGAUGAUACUGCAGCUCUUCUUGCAGAACUGGAAAAAAUUAAAAAAGAAAGAGCUGAAGAGCAGGCCAGGAAGGAACAAGAACAAAAAGCUGAAGAAGAGAGGAUUCGUAUGGAAAACAUUCUGAGCGGAAACCCUCUCCUUAAUCUCACUGGCCCAUCCCAGCCUCAGGCCAACUUCAAAGUUAAAAGAAGGUGGGAUGAUGACGUUGUCUUCAAGAACUGUGCAAAAGGUGUAGAUGACCAGAAGAAAGACAAAAGAUUUGUAAAUGACACACUGCGAUCUGAAUUUCACAAAAAGUUCAUGGAGAAAUAUAUUAAAUAGUACAGUUUUAUGUGCUUAAUUAAAGACUGUAAAACGUAAA
Molecule: messenger RNA, 864 nt
Organism: Pan troglodytes (chimpanzee)
Lineage: Eukaryota; Metazoa; Chordata; Mammalia; Primates; Hominidae
Gene: CWC15
Product: CWC15 spliceosome associated protein
Exons: 7
Coding region: 135-824 (229 amino acids)
Biological process (GO): mRNA cis splicing, via spliceosome
Cellular component (GO): catalytic step 2 spliceosome
Molecular function (GO): RNA binding
Source: RefSeq, a predicted model, not a curated record